This is a messenger RNA of Anguilla rostrata (American eel), 2835 nucleotides long. RefSeq lists its product as uncharacterized. The transcript has 5 exons. Lineage: Eukaryota; Metazoa; Chordata; Actinopteri; Anguilliformes; Anguillidae. The record is from RefSeq and is a predicted model, not a curated record. Bases 472 to 1305 code for a protein of 277 amino acids.
GCGGAGCGGAACGGACCGGCGCGAGGGCUGGUCCCAGUCUGUCAGCGCAUGGGAGAGGGCCGACCCAUCAGGAGGCUGGGCUGGGCACCACCUUACAGGGCCCAGCCCCCCCUUCACCAGUCCCACACACACACGCACACGCUCCCCCUCUCCCUCUCACUCGCUCUCUUUCCGUCCCCGCUCUCGCUCCGGCAGGCUGCGUCCCUCCGUCUCUCCGCAGAAACCCGCCGCCCCGGCUUGAUCUGAUUUUAUUUUGUUAUCGUCGUUUUUUUUUCCGAAAGCGGGAAGACUGAGUGUGCGCGUGUGUGCUGAGCGUGCGUGCCCGCGUGUGUGUACCCGUGUGUGUGUGUGUGUGUACGUGCGUGUCCUCGGCUGAAGCAGAAGUUUGGUUCGCCUGGAAGUGCCGUCGCGAAGCGGAGGGGAGAAAGGAAGACCCGUUGCCGUGACUACAGAAGACCCGCCGCCGCCACCAUGAUCCGAGUCGCGCUGCUGCUGCUCCUCGCCCUGGCGGGCCCGUUCUGCGCCGUCGCGCACGCAAGCACUCUGGUGCCAGCCUCAGCCCUGGAGGACGCUCCGGUGACAGAGGCGUCUGUCGCGCUCGAGGCCACCCCUGAGGCCGCCGCCGCCGCCGCUGAUCCCGUGGAGGCCGCCGAACCCGCGGCCCCGGAGGCUGUGGACGCCACGGAGCCGGCCCCCGGAGAGGCGGCCGCGCCCGAGCCCACCGACGCCCCGGCGGCGGCGCCGGCCGAGGCCGCUGAGCCCUCCGCCGCCCCCGAGGCGCCGGCCGAGGAGGUCCCGGCCGAGGUCCCGGGGGAGGUCCCCGCGGAGCUGUCCACGGAGGUGCCCGCGGAGGCGUCCGCCGCUCCCGCCGAGGCCCCCGCCGAGGCCGCCGAGGACCCCGAGCCCGCCACCGCGGCCGCUGAGCCGGCCGUCGCCACGCAGCCGCCCGCGCCCGAGGAGCCCGCCGCGCCCGUGGUCACCGAGCCGCCCGCCGUCGCCCCGGAGGCGCCCGCCGCUCCCGCCCAGGCGGAGGAGACUGCCGCGGACCCCACCGUGCUGGUGGAGGUCCCCGAGGAUGGUAUGGGCACAGGCCAGGUAGUGGGAAUCGUGAUCGGUUCGCUACUGGCGCUGAUCAUCGUCAUCGUCGUGGUGGUGUCCGUGAUCAGAAGGAUGGGCCGUUAUUCGUCUCCAAAGAAAACAAAGAAAUCCAAGGCUCAGGAAAACAUCUUGGUUUCUCCCUUGAGGAGAAAAACUGGCAAAAAGGAAAAGGAAGGACGCCCAGUGUUCUGGAAACUGAACUACUGAACUAUGUCAUUUCCUGUCAUUAAAUAAGCAUGUUACCAGCACUCUAACCUACACAGAAUUCUGGACUGUUGCCAAGAAGGGAAGGGGGAAACCGCCCCCCGUCCCCCUCCCUACCCACAACCCUACCCCCACUGCCACCCCAAGGGUGGACACAGGAUGUGACAUUGAAUUUCAGGGUCCUUCGUAUGCAUUUUAAAACGAACAAGCUUUUUUUUUUGUUGUUGUUUUUGUUUUUGGACGCUCACAGUAUAGCGAUGUACUUUUGUGCAUCUUUCAGAAUUUCUGUGAAGAGGCCCGAAAACAUUAAAAAAAGAAAUUUACUACACGCCUUUAAAAAAUAUAAAAAUUUAGAAUUUAUUGAAAUUAAGGAGAUAAAUGGGGAGUAUUUCACAAAUUCCACGGCAUGUAUAUACUACACUUAGGGACUAUAGUGAUUACUGGUUCAUCUGUCGCAGUUGCUUGCUCUAGCUUACAGUAUAUGGUAAAGGGCCGUGUAGCCUAUUGUGGCCCCAAAUAGAGGAAUUAGACCAAUAUAGAUUAAACCCCCUGCUAUGUGUUGGUAUCACACACACACACCGAGUGAACUCUCUUACUAACAACGUGAAUUUGCAACUGUAUGAAGCCUCGUGCGCCGAAGUUGAAGCAGUGCCGCGCUCCCUGGCCUACGGGCCGACCGAGGGGCGGAGGAGAGAGAGAGACGCGCCUCGUCUGCGGGUGCGAACGGGAGUCAUUCUGCCAGCUCUAACACUGACGUAUAAAAACCCCUAAUACAUAUCUGUGAUAUUUAGCAGAAUGGUUUGCGCCCACUCCCCGUCCCCCUUGUCGUAUCCCCCAUAUGAAAUGUAGAGAUUUGACUUCUGAAGCUCAUUAAUGUGAAUUGACUUGUCUGUACGUUUUUUAACCAGUAGGUUGAGUUCCAACGUCAGGUCUUCUAUCUUCUAUCUUUUAUCCAUCUGAAUGUGUUCCACGUCCCUUUCUCUGUGAACACCCAACCCCCACCACCUGACCUCCCCACCCCCCCUGCUAGCGUCGAUGUUGAAGCAAGGUCCAGCAUACAAGGACUAUGCCUGUAUGCCUGUGCUCUCAUGGUCCUGAAAUAGGCCAAUCAACUCCUUCUUCUCAAGUGUACGCACAUGGAUUCAGUGUCAGUGCACCAAACAAUUCAACAUUCAACAGAAAACAAAUCUUCGUUUUUGUUUUUAAUCGCCAUUGACCAUUAAUAGGUGCAAAAUAACUCCGUCUUGGUUUUGCUGUGCUCGCUUUAAGACCUCUGUAAUAAGUGCACUGAAAUAAAAAAAUGAAAUAAUGUGUAAUGAAUUUGCUUUUAGACACUGCAACACUUUUUCUAAGAGUUUGCAACGAUUUUUUCCCGAGCUUCUGCCACAUUUGCUGCUUGCUUCACGUUCUGUACCAAUUCUAGGUCUUUAAUUUGCUGUCUGACUGUUGAAGUCCUUUUAUUUAAUUGCAGUGUUUUUUUUGUUGUCGUUUUUUUUGUUCAUACUGUUUCAAUAAAAAAAAACUGAAAAACUG